Molecule: messenger RNA, 4282 nt
Organism: Salpingoeca rosetta
Lineage: Eukaryota; Choanoflagellata; Craspedida; Salpingoecidae
Exons: 4
Coding region: 187-3888 (1233 amino acids)
Source: RefSeq, a predicted model, not a curated record
CUUUCACAAAACCCAAAACACGCCAAAUUUCAAAGCAAAAACGCUCUGCAGCCAACUUUGAAUUGGCGAAAAAACGGCCAACCCAGCCAGCCACAACCCCGCCACAACACCCACGGCAGCAACCACAACCCAGCAACCACACGUUGUCUACAUCGACCACAGCCGACAAGGGCCAGCAGGCAAGAGAUGAGCAGGUCCAGCAAGAUCCAGGUGGUGUGCCGCCUGGACACGCUGGAAGACAGCGAUGAUCAGGUUGCAGCUGUUCCAGUGGAAGAUGACACCUUGCGCAUCAACGACGACUCUUACCAACUGACACGAGUGUUUGGUGGAGAGGCGUCAAACAGGAUUGUGGCAAACUACGUCAACAAGAAACCCAUUGAGUGCUUCAUGGACGGCUUCAACGCAAGCACCAUUGCUUUUGGCGCAUCUGCGAACGACACCAUCUUCGGCUCGUCCACAAGCCCAGGCUGCGUCUACUACGCCAUCGAGCAAAUUCACACGCGCAUGCGCGCAGCAGGGGGCGCAGACAUGUGGCAGCUCGCCAUUGGCUGCUUCUGCAUUGUUCAAGGCCGUGUUGUGGACAUGCUGAGCCCGGAGUACAGCCGAGGCGCGCACCGCACCACGUGUGGAUCCCCAGACCAAACAACGCUCGUCAUGCCCACGGAGGAGGUGGAGGCAGCCGAUAUCGUCAACACUGCGCUCGACCGCCACCAAGACCUCGCCGCUAUGUACGGCGACGACACCUGCCACCUCGUCCUGCGGUUCGCGCUCUACGACACCACCCUCAAGCGCGGUGCAUACCUGACGUUUGUGCACGCUGCCGGCCUCGCCACCUUCCUGCGUGACGGCCGCUGCUCCGACGCACAUGCGUCCAGCGAUGCGCGCACGAUUGUGUCGUUGCUGGAGCAAGUUGGCCAGGCCAAGCAUGCCGGCGCUGCCUCCACCACCAGCAGUGAUGUCGCGUCCAGCCCCGCAGCCAAGUUUGUGGCCACCCUCCUCAACACAUCCUUCAUCGGCCUUGUUGCCUGUGUUGGCGCCCGGGAGUCGCAGGCCACUGCCACCACCAGCGCCGUUUCUCUUGUUGCGCCGCUCGCCGUUGCCAAGUGCACGUGCACACGCGUCCCCUCGGCGGACUUUGAGGAGUUUGCUGGCACCGAACGCGUCUUGCCAACCUUUGCGCGGUCACCGCGCCAGCAGCAGCAGCAGCAGCAACACGAGUAUCGCAGCCACCAUGCGCGACAGGCUGGGCGCGGCCGCCACUCGCCAUCGUAUGUACCCCACAGCUCGGCACUACACGGCACAGACACGGCCCCGGGGUUCACUGGCCGCCGCCCUGGUGGAGAUGCGCUGCCAUCACGCAUUGACGCGCCCUCAGACGACUCACCAUCGUCCGACUCUGCAUCGCCUUCGCCCCCGCCCAAGGGCUCCUCACACCACCACCACCAUCACCACCGCCACCGCCACCGCCACCAUCGUCACGGCUACGAGGAUGAGCAUGAGGAUGAGUACGAAGACUCGCCACAGCAACAGCAGCAACAGCAACAGCAGCAUGAGGGGUAUCGCCGGUAUCCAGACCCGAGGCCGUACGAGACCCCGCCUGCUGCCCGCGUGCCUGCAAGCAGGACUAGUGGCAGCACUGGUGAUCAUGGCGCAAGACGAGACCCGCACGAUGCAGAUCUCUCGCGGCUGUUUGACCUCACGGAGGAUGAGCAGGUGGCGGCACCCGACGCUGGGCACAAGCGGAGCGUGCGGUUCAAGGAGGAGGGCGCGGCAGAGACAACCAAGGGAGAGAUGCACACGCCACCAAGAACAACAACAGCAGCUGGAGGGGGAGGGAAGACGGAGCGUGGCCGUGAUGCUCGCGAUGGCGCCGGCUGGCGAUCGACACCCUGGGAGACGCCAGAAACACGUGAUGUGCACCGGGCAACACAAGAGCUGCUGGCACAGGAACACCGCCACCUCCCCUCCCGCGCGUCCAAGACAACAGCAGCAACGAAGAGCGCCGCAGCCGCUGGUGGUGCGCGCGGCGGCAACGCGCGUUACGCCACGCGGGCUCGUGCACACGAUGAGGAAAGUGUCCACCCGCAAACGCUUCGCGCUCCACCCGCGCCUGCAGCAGCAACAGCUGGCACCACCACGUACUACUCGCGGACGCACGUGCAGCCCAGUGGUGCAACCACCACCACAACGUCAGCAGCGGCGCCAGCCACGACAUCUGUCACAACCACGAGCAUUGGCGCGCAGCGUCCCAUGCUCUCGGCGGUGCAUCAAGCGGAGGCAGCGAGGAAGAGGGCAGCAGAACUGCUUCGCCGCUACUCGCGCUCCCCUCCCUCUACCACCGUGACCACGACCACCACUGCUGCUGCCCCUGUUGCUGACGAAGAGCGGCACGUGCGCGACAUUCGCGGGCUGCGACGCCGGGCGGAAGUGCGCGAGGCAACAGACGCAUACACGCGCGGCAACUUUGAAAUUGACGAGGAAUUGCAGGAAAUUGCAUUGUGUGGCUCCAUUCGCGACAAGCGGCGCGAGCUUGAGUCUGUUGAUGGCGCAGAGCGACACAUGAGUGGCAAAGGCGUUGGCACUGGUGGCAGCACAACCACCACCGUGCACUUUGCACCGUCAUCGCUGCGCCGGCAGCAAACACAGGAGAGCGGGCGUGCAAAGGAGACGCGCACAACAACGACAACGUACUACGGCGGGGGCCUGGCGAGCAGCCAACGGCGGGUAGAGACGGUGACCACAACAGAGGAGGAACCGAACAUCGACCACGUGCGCGUGCGCAUUUUGGAGGAAGAGAACGCAGACCUGAAGCAGCAGCUGGCGACGCUGCGUGAUGAGAAGCGAGCGGCGGAGGAGGAGUGCUUGCAGAUGUGCGCAGAGCGCGAUGACGCGAAACGCGAGCGCACGACGUACGAAGCGCACUUUGACGCCAUGCAAUCCGACUGCAAUGCGCAGAAGGACCUGGUGGCGCAGCUGUCCCGCGAGCUGGAGGAGGCCAAGGAGGAGCUUGCAGCCAAGACGCGCGCCCUCAAGGAGCAGAAGGAGAGGCACGUCGACGUGGCAGACCAGCUUGAGAAGGCGGGCAUGCUGAGCGAGGAGUUUCAGGCGGAACUGCAGCGCUGCCGGGAAGAGAACCAGAAGCUGCGGAAGGACAACGUGGCGCUGGCGCAGCGGGAGGAGGCGACAACGGCAGCACAUGCGCAGCUUGAGAGCGAGCUUGAGGACGUGUCUGCACGGCUGGCGGCGGCGCAGGAGGAGGUGCAGGCGAAGAAGGAGACGAUCAGAGAGCUCCGUGGUGCGAACAUCUCGCUUGAACAGCAGACGGAGCGGCAGACGCGCAAGAUUGAGUCGCUGCGCAACGAGCUUGAGCUUGCGGCCGUCUCGCACGACACGCUACGUCAACAGGUGAAGGAUGAGCGAGGUGCGGUGAAGAAGCUGCGGGGCGAGGCGCACGGCACGGCACAGCAGCUGGGGCAGGUGCAGGAUGAGCUGGACAAGGUGCGGGUUGAGCGCGACUCGCUCCGGGCGUCGCUCACCGAUGCGGACGAGAACGGGCAGCGGCUGCAGGCGCAGGUUGAGGCGUUUAGGGCGAAGCUUGAGGCCAUGGUGAAGCGUGUGGAGGGAUACAAGAAGCAGCGCGCGCUGUUCCUGAAGGAGCAGCAGCAGUUGCUGAAGAUUCUUGCUGCGGUGCAUUCGCUUGUCGACGCUGCUGGGGCGCACGCGAGCAAGUGCCAGGCGCGCGGGUUCUUUGCGCUCAAGUCCCGCAAGUUGCACGAGGACCUGCAGCGGGUGAUGGACAGCUUGAUGGAUCACAUUAUCGAAUCGUCUUCCAAGCUCAGCUCGCGCAAGGACAUUCUGCAGCAGCUCAAGGAGAUGCAGCUCUUCUAACCGACCCGUGUGUUUGUGUGUCUGUCUGUGUUUGUGUGUCUGUGUGCCUGUGUGCCUGUUUAUGUGUGACCAGAAAGCCUGAUGGGCCGUUGAUUGAACGUGUGCAUUUUGUUUGCUGUUGUGCUUUACUUCGUUGCACCCACCACCAUUCCUGGCGCUAUUGGGCAAUUAGGCGCCAUGCAUGCCUCUUUACUUUGUCUUCCCUCUUUACUUUGUGUUCCCUGCCUGUUUUUGUCGCUUGCGUGAUUUGGUUUCAUCAUGAUGUGCUGCUGUUUAUAUUGCAUCGACUGCCCGCUGUUUGUUGCUUCCGUUGUUCCGUUUUGUGAGAGGGCGGUGCUGUUUCAUGACGACGUGGCUUUGUGUGAUUUGAACGACAAAUACAACAAUACCGCAA